This is a messenger RNA of Adineta ricciae, 897 nucleotides long. The record is from the annotation of a GenBank genome assembly. NCBI's taxonomy places the organism in Eukaryota, Metazoa, Rotifera, Eurotatoria, Adinetida, Adinetidae.
AUGAUUAAGAAACUAUUGAUUUCCCCGAUUGUUACACGUACACUUUUUCGAAAAAACUCGCCAAGAACGUAUGAUAUCAUUACGUCCAGUGCUUAUAAGACAAAUAAUCUUCCGCGAGUUGUUCCAAAGGAAAUUCCUCGACCCAAUAAUCUUUAUAAUUUAGUCAGCGGACCUUAUCGAGCUUCGACGAUCAUCAAAAACCAAUGGCAAUUAGAAGGUAUACGUGCAGCAUGUCGUCGAGCUCGUACUAUAAUCGAUACGGUUUCGGAAUCUGUUCAAGUUGGCGUAACAACUGAUGCCAUCGACAAAUUAGUUCAUGAACUAUGUAUUUCACUCGGCUGUUACCCGGCGCCACUUCAUUACGAAGAAUUUCCUCGUUCAUGUUGUACGAGUGUGAACAAUAUAGCUUUACACGGCAUACCGGAUGGACGACCUUUGAAAGCAAAUGAUGUACUUAAACUAGAUGUCUCUGUCUACUAUAAUGGAUUUUUUGGUGAUGUGUCGGAAACUUAUCUAGUAUCUGAUAAUGAGAAAACUUCCGUCGAUAAUGAUGCACUCUAUUUAAUAACCCAUGCACGGCGAUGUCGCGAUCGAGCAAUUGCUGUGUGUCGACCAGGCAUAGAAUUCUCUGUUAUUGGUCGCGCUUGUGAAGAGUACAUUAAACAAUGUACAGGAUUGAAAUUAGUCAAGAAUGCGUGUGGACAUGGGCUCGGCGAACAACUACAUGAACCGCCGCAAAUUUUACAUUAUUACGAUCCAAGUGAAAAGCAAAUGCAAUGGACUAUGCAAGAAGGAAUGGUCUUCGCUAUUGAACCAGUCGUUACAGAAGGCGAUGGUCGAGUAAAGAUGUGCGAUGACGAUAUUCAACAAUCACAUCGAACGGUUACGAGAUCUUGA